Messenger RNA from Bacidia gigantensis, 1254 nucleotides. RefSeq lists its product as uncharacterized. The record is from RefSeq and is a predicted model, not a curated record. The coding region runs from base 1 to 1254 and encodes 417 amino acids. The transcript has a single exon. Gene Ontology annotation, cellular component: actin cortical patch. NCBI's taxonomy places the organism in Eukaryota, Fungi, Ascomycota, Lecanoromycetes, Lecanorales, Ramalinaceae. Gene Ontology annotation, molecular function: phosphatidate phosphatase activity.
AUGCAGUCCGCCUUCGAUAAAGGUCGCCAGUGGAUGCAACAAGAUGCACCAGAAAACGAAACAAGAAAAGCUGGCGACUUUCGCAAGACCGAAAACAGCAUGCCCCGACGCGACACCAGCGACUGGAAAAUAUCACUCACCGAUAAUGUUUCCUCCUACCUUGGGAGUCGCAACCCUAUGGCCAGAGAUAUAGAUCCCAAGACAGAAUCUGUUUGGCUGUUUGAUAACGUUGCUUACCGACCCGUACACGUCUAUCCACACAAGCCGCAGCCUCAUCAAGCAGAAUUUAUUGCAGCCUACUUCCAAAGAAACACCGGGAAAGACAUCAGCCAAGCGGUAGCAGAUAUAGCGGAGAAGAUAGGGCUAAAGAAGCAGGGAGCCAAUGAAGCAGAGACCGAAAAGCGCAUCGCAGAGCGCUUACAACCAUUCACAGACGCAAUCGCCCCUGCACGCUCUGUUUCUAUCACCCUCCCCAACGGCCAACAAGAACGACUCGGUCCCGGCGGCCGCAGCGCAGUCAGCGAACAAACCCUCGUCGCGCUCGAAUCGCACAAAGACGGCGAAACAAUCUCCAUCCAGCCCAACCCGCCCGAAGUCGCCAUACACGGGGCCAUGACGACACACUUCACCGAACCCGAAGGCUGGCUCAUAAUCUCCGACAUCGACGACUCGGUAAAAACAACCAUGACGCCCUCUCCCAUCGGCAUCCUACAAACCACCUUCGUCGACGACCCGAAACCCAUCCCCGGCAUGCCCGAGCUCUACCAACGCAUCCAAUCCACUUUCCCACAACCGCCCACCUGGUUCUACCUCUCCGCUUCGCCCUACAACCUCUACCCUUUCCUCCGCUCCUUCCUGCACGCGCACUACCCGCCCGGCCCCAUUGUGCUGCGCGACGCUUCGUGGAUGAACCUCGGUGGAUUCCUCGCGAGUCUGACGCAGGGGACUGAGGCGUAUAAGAAGAGUAGGAUUGAGAAGAUCCAUCAGUGGUUGCCGAAAAGGAAGGUCAUUUGUGUGGGGGAUAGCACGCAGAGUGAUCCGGAGGCGUAUGGGGAUAUCUGUAGGAAGUAUCCAGGGUGGGUGAGGAAGGUGUUUAUUAGACGGGUGGAGGAUGUGGCGGAGAUGCAGGGGACGGAUAAGAAUAGUGCGGGGAGGUUUGAGAAGGCGUUUGAGGGGGUGGAGAAGGGGGUUUGGCAGACUUUUCUCAAGCCGGAGGAGUGUUGGGAGGCGGUGGAAAAGCUGAGAGGGACGUGA